Mangifera indica (mango) is the source of this 459-nucleotide messenger RNA. RefSeq names its product phytohormone-binding protein-like. The transcript is spliced from 2 exons. Bases 1 to 459 code for a protein of 152 amino acids. The record is from RefSeq and is a predicted model, not a curated record. Gene Ontology annotation, biological process: defense response; abscisic acid-activated signaling pathway. Gene Ontology annotation, molecular function: protein phosphatase inhibitor activity; abscisic acid binding; signaling receptor activity. Gene Ontology annotation, cellular component: cytoplasm; nucleus. Lineage: Eukaryota; Viridiplantae; Streptophyta; Magnoliopsida; Sapindales; Anacardiaceae.
AUGAAGGAAGUUAAAACCCAGGUAAAGGCUGGUGUUGACAUGGGAGCAAUCUGGAAUGCUCUGACUCAAGACAUGAGAUUUAUCAUUCCAAAGAUUGUCCCAAAUUUAGUGAAGGAAGUGGAGGUUGUUGAAGGAGAUGGUGGUCUUGGUUCAGCCCUGCUUUUCAAGUUCGGCUCUGGUGAGUCUUUGCAUGCAGCUUCAAAGGAGAAAAUUGUGGAGGUUGAUGAGAGUUUGCAUAGAUUUUCACUGCAAGUGGUUGAAGGAGGUCACCUGAAUCUGGGUUUUUCUGCCUAUAAAACAACUUUCCGGUUGACUGCAAUUGGAGAACAGCAGACUUCAAUCGAUGUCAUAGUGGCAUAUGAGUCAGAAGCUCAAACUACCAACCCAUCAAAGACCACUGCUGCUGCAUUAGCCUUUAUCAAGUGCCUGGAAAAUUAUCUAUUAAAAGGAGCUUCCUAG